UGGGGCAAAGCGUUGCCCAUGUCAGCGCGUUUGCCCGGUUAGGCGAGAUGAGGGAGGCCGAGCCUGCCCGCACCCAACGCUCCCGGUCAAACCGGCAGGAGCCAGCCAGGACGAGGGCCUCUCGUCAGGAGGAAGAGGCAGAAAGCCAACCCAGGGUACCGGUGGCUAACCGGUUAACCACCCCCAAUGAUCGCGUCCAGCAGAUGGAGGCAAAGCUGGAGAGGCUGGAGAAGAAGGUUGGAGAGAAGAAUGACCGGGACAAACCCCUCGCAGGGUCCCCGUUCACUACAAGGGUCCACCUGACACCUUUCCCACGAAAGGUCAAGAUAGACGCCCCAAGGUUUACCGGCAAGGAGGAUCCAGAAAUACAUCUGGAUUCUUUCAACCAAAGUGCAACUAUAAAUGGUUGUACGGAUGAAGAAAAGUGCCUCCUUUUCUUCCAAACCUUGCGGAAUCGAGCUACUGAAUGGUUCAACAAACUUCGCCCAGGAAGUAUUGACUCGUUCAGUGACUUGGCCUCAAAAUUCAAGGCCAAGUUCCAGGAGAACUGUACUAAGAGGAAGAAGUUCACCUAUCUUAGUACGGCCGGGCUGAGGGAAUCUGAGAACCUCACCCAAUUCCUUACCCGGUGGAAGGAAGAGGUAGACAAGGUGGAAGAGAUGGAUGACAAAACCGUGUUGUCCCUUCUCUUGAAUGGCUUACGUGCCGGGGAACUAUACAAGGAGUUCUGCCGAAAACCCCCGGCCACGUAUCAGGAGGCCUACCACACUGCAUGGGAGUUUGCUGAGGCUGAAACUCAACUCCGGGCGAAGAAAGAAGCUGAGCAUGGUUAUAAGCCCAAGCCGGUGCAGGUCAAAAAGGAAGAAGCGUCGGGACCCAACCGGCCAAGACAUCACUAUGACCUGGUCGUCCGCGUGGUCAACACGGAAGAGUGCCAGGAGGUAAGGAAAGCACCAGCUCCUUACCCGGUCAACCCUCCGGAAAAUCCUACCGGUCAAGUAGGACGGCAGUGGUCGGGCACCUAUUGUUCAUACCACAGGUCAGAUUCCCAUAGCACUUCCGAAUGCAAGAGUGUUAAGGGAGUGAUCCGGCAGAUGAUAGACAGCGGAGAACUAGGCAAGGAUUAUCUGCAGAAAGCCCAGGAGAAGAACCAUCAAUGGGUAAGGCCAGCGACCCAGGGAAAUGACCGGGACAACGACCGGCGGAGGAAUAACCGGCAGAGGGAUCAACAGCCUACCCCUGACAAGGAGCACAUUGGGAUGAUCUUCGGCGGGCGUAAGUAUCCCAGAAGGGAGCCAAUAGUCUUCACUGACCGGGACCUCCCUCCAACCGGUGAAGAUCACAAUGAUCCAUUGGUCAUCACCAUGGACAUCAACGGGGUGGACGUCGCCCGGGAACUCGUUGACACCGGCAGCAGUGUCAACAUCUUAUACCUGGAGACUUUCCAAAAACUCAGGUUGUGUCGGACACAACUUGAACCCCUCAAAACUCCUCUCUCAGGCUUCACGGGAGACACGGUGGAAGCUGAAGGGUCCAUAGUUCUACCAGUCGAACUAGGAUCGGGCGAAAAGACCGUGUGGAAGAGAAUGCGGUUCAUUGUUGUGGACAUCAAAUGCGUCCACAACGCAAUCCUUGGAAGGCCUGGCAUCAACAAGGUCGGGGCGGUGAUUUCCAUGCCGCACCUGUGCAUGAAGUUCUACACUCCAGGCGGUGUGGGGGAAGUGAAGGGCGAUCAGAGGAACGCCCGGGAGUGCUAUGCUCGGGCAGUCAAGAAGAUGACCAAGGGGGUCAAUGUCAUCUCCCAAGAGAUCACAGAGGGAGAGACCCGGGAGAAACUGGAGCCUGAAGCUGAGACGGUGGAGAUUGAACUCCACCCGGGUGAUUCUUCGGGGAUGGUCAAAAUUGGGGCAAACCUCCCAGAAGAUCUCAAGGCAGAGAUUACACGGGUGCUCCAAGAGUACGCGGGCAUAUUUGCAUGGAGCGUGGCAGAUAUGCCCGGGAUAGAUCGCUCAAUCAUCUGUCACCGGUUGGCAGUAAGGGAGGGAAGUCGACCGGUACGCCAGAAGAAAAGGUACCUGGCCAGCGACCGACGAGACUUCGUCAAGAAGGAGGUGAAGGACCUCCUUAGUGUUGCAAUCAAAGGGCAAGCCCUGGCGGACUUCCUUGUGGAGAUGACCGGUGUAAUUCCAGAUGCACCGGUCGACAAGCCUACCGAGCAGUGGUGGGAGAUGGCAGUGGACGGGGCGUCCGGUCCUAAAGGCUACGGGGGUGGUAUAGUCUUUACCACCCCGGAAGGAUUCAAAAUUUACCAUGCAAUCAUCUUCAACUUCAAGCUGACGAACAAUGAGGCAGAAUACGAAGCUCUGGCUGGAGGGCUCAGACUCGCCCAAGCCCUGAAGAUCGACCGGGUCAGUAUCAAAUCUGAUUCUAGUUUGAUCGUUGGGCAAGUGACCGGUAACAUGGAAGCUAGGGAAGGACGAAUGGCGCAGUACAAAGACUUGGUACUGGCCUUGUUGAAGGGGUUUGAGGAAUUCAAGAUCGCCCAAAUCCCCCGGGUAGAGAACGCGGAUGCAGACCUCCUCUCCAAAUUGAUGCAGUAUGCUCCCGAGCAUGUUUCAAAACUUGCCCGGGUGGAAAUUCUUGAUCAUGCCAGCAUUGAAAAAUUGGAAGUAGCCGCCAUAACAGGAGCAAGCCAACCUGACCGGUCAAACUUGGUCGGGGCGGAUGACCACUGGAUGUAUGAUCUGAUGGAAUAUCUGAUGGACGGGGUCUUGCCGGAACAAGAUGACCGGGCAAGAAAAGUGAAGCUCAGGGCACCCCGGUUCCAAGUCCUUGACGGAAAGCUGUACAAAAGGGCAAUUGGAGGACCGCUCCUAAGCGCAUCAGAUGUCGCGAACCCUUUCCCAGCGCAUUAUCUUGUUGGGGUAUUACUGGCCAACAAUUGUCCAGGAUUGCGAGAGGUACGUCCAGAAGUGCAGAACGUGCCAAGUGUUCUACAAGUACCCCGGUAGGCCGGCAACCUACUAUCACCCCAUAUCAAAUGUCAUCCCUUUCGCUAGAUUCGGGG
Cuscuta campestris is the source of this 3067-nucleotide messenger RNA. NCBI's taxonomy places the organism in Eukaryota, Viridiplantae, Streptophyta, Magnoliopsida, Solanales, Convolvulaceae. The record is from the annotation of a GenBank genome assembly.